CUCACUACUUCAUUUGAUAGUACAAAAUUUGCUUCUUGAGUUUAUUAAUUUUUAGAGCAAGAUGGGAGCACGCCCCUACAACACUUUGUUGCUGGUUUUGUCAAUUCUUUUCUUGAUUACCCUCUCCAAUGUUGUUGAGGGCAGGUACACUAAUCUCCCUCUCAAUGCCUGCAAACCACGAUGCACGUACCGGUGCUCAGCGACGUCGCACAAGAAACCAUGUAUGCUCUACUGCCAGAAGUGCUGCGCCACGUGUCGUUGCGUGCCGCCCGGAGUGUAUGGCCACAAGGAAAUAUGCCCUUGCUACAACAACUGGAAGACCAAAGAGGGGCGCCCAAAAUGCCCUUAAUUUCAAAAUCACUAAUUAGAAAUGCCAUUUGCCUUUUCUAUUCAAUAAUUCAACUCCCUUAAUUAUAUAUUGGGUUGCUUAGAAUGUAACUCUGAGGGAUUUACUAUUUAUGAGCGUAGAUUAGUAUAUCCCCGAUUUGUGUUCUACUUUAAUUAGUACUAAUUGUGUUGCACCCAGUAUUUUCGGUCCUGGGAUUGCCUACUCCACCAAAUUGUACUUGUUUUUCAAUUAUAUUUAAAUGUUUUUUGGCA
Molecule: messenger RNA, 600 nt
Organism: Salvia splendens (bonfire salvia)
Lineage: Eukaryota; Viridiplantae; Streptophyta; Magnoliopsida; Lamiales; Lamiaceae
Product: protein RSI-1
Exons: 3
Coding region: 62-349 (95 amino acids)
Source: RefSeq, a predicted model, not a curated record